Molecule: messenger RNA, 891 nt
Organism: Spathaspora passalidarum NRRL Y-27907
Lineage: Eukaryota; Fungi; Ascomycota; Pichiomycetes; Serinales; Debaryomycetaceae
Gene: SNZ1
Product: pyridoxine biosynthesis protein
Exons: 2
Coding region: 1-891 (296 amino acids)
Biological process (GO): amino acid metabolic process; pyridoxine biosynthetic process; pyridoxal 5'-phosphate biosynthetic process
Molecular function (GO): amine-lyase activity
Source: RefSeq, a predicted model, not a curated record
AUGGCUCUGUCUCUGUCUCAAUUUAAAAUCAAUGCCGGUUUGGCUCAAAUGCUUAAAGGUGGUGUCAUCAUGGAUGUUGUCACUGCUGAACAAGCCAAGAUUGCUGAACGGGCAGGUGCAUGUGCUGUUAUGGCAUUGGAAAAGAUUCCAGCUGACAUGAGAAAAUCAGGUCAAGUUUGCAGAAUGUCCGAUCCAAAAAUGAUUAAAGAAAUUAUAGAAGCUGUUUCUAUCCCAGUCAUGGCUAAAUGUAGAGUUGGUCAUUUUGCCGAAGCUCAAAUUUUAGAAGCAUUGGAAGUGGAUUACAUAGAUGAAAGUGAAGUUUUAACUCCAGCUGAUAAACAAUUGCACAUUAAAAAGAACAAUUUCAAAGUUCCUUUUGUAUGUGGUGCUAAAGAUUUAGGUGAAGCUUUAAGAAGAAUCAACGAAGGUGCUGCCAUGAUUAGAACUAAAGGUGAAGCAGGAACCGGUGAUGUUUCUGAAGCAGUUAAGCACAUUUCUCAAAUUAGACAAGAAAUUGAAGAAUUGCAGAAUUUAACUAGUGAAGUUGAAAUUGAAGCCCUUGCUAAGAAAUACAGAGUUCCAGUAUCAUUAGUGAAGGAAGUCAAAGAAUUAGGAAAACUCCCUGUGGUUAAUUUUGCAGCCGGUGGUGUUGCAACACCUGCAGAUGCUGCAUUAUUGAUGCAAUUAGGUUGUGAAGGUAUUUUUGUCGGUUCCGGUAUCUUCAAAUCUUCCAACCCUGAAAAAUUAGCAAGGGCUAUUGUAAAUGCAACCACUCAUUACAAUGAUCCAAAGAAAUUAUUAGAAUAUUCCACUGAUUUGGGUGAUUUAAUGGGAGGAAUUGCCAUUGGAACCAUAAAGACAAACGAAAGAUUAUCUGAAAUUGGAUGGUAA